AUGUGCAUGGGUGCACGGGGCAGCCCUGAACCUUUCCGCCGCUGUGUUGCAGCGGCUGACCAGGUGCCACUGAUGGAGGACUUGGAGCAGAUCUUUCUGCGCUCCUGGCGGGAGUCUCACCUGACCGAGAUCCGGCAGUACCAGCAGGUGCCACUGCAGCCCUUCCCGCCUGCACCCAGCACCGUGGUGCCCGUGACCUCAGCACAGCUGCCCUGGCUGGCUGGCCUGGCUGCCAGCUCCUGCAAUGACAGCGUGCACGUCAUCGAGUGCACCUACUCCCUGGCCGAGGGCCUCUCUGAGAUGUUCAGGCUGCUCAUUGAGGGCAAGCUCGCCAAGACCAACUACGUGGUCAUCAUCUGCGCCUGCCGCAAUGCCGCCAUAGACUCCUGCAUCGCUGUCACUGGAAAAUACCAAGCCCGGAUCCUCUCUGAGAGCCUCCUCACCCCAGCAGAGUACCAGAAAGAAGUCAAUUAUGAGCUGGUCACAGGGAAAGUGGACUCUUUGGGGGCCUUCUUCAGUUCCCUCUGUCCAGAGGGUGACAUUGACAUUUUGCUGGACAAAUUUCAUCAGGAAAAUCAAGGUCACAUUUCUUCCUCACUUACUGCCUCCUCCGUCACUAAAGGAAUGUCACUGGAUGUCAGUGGAUCACUGGUGUGCACAAGUUACAGUCUGGAGCCACAUGGUAUCCGGCCCUUCCAGUUGGCAGUGGCACAGAAGCUCCUCUCCCACGUGUGUUCGAUUGCGGAUUCCAGCACCCAAAACCUGGAUUUGGGGUCCUUUGAGAAGGUGGACUUCCUAAUUUGCAUCCCACCCUCCGAGGUGACCUAUCAGCAGACACUGUUCCAUGUCUGGCAUUCAGGGGUUUUACUGGAGCUUGGCCUGGAAAAGGAGCACAUGACCAAGCAGAGGGUAGAACAGUAUGUUUUGAAGCUAGACGUGGAGGCACAGACAAAAUUCAAGGCCUUUCUGCAAAACUCCUUCCAGAAUCCACACACGCUCUUUGUCCUAAUCCAUGACCAUGCCCACUGGGAUCUUGUGAGUAGUGCUGUUCAUAACCUCUAUUCUCAAAACGACCCAUCCGUGGGACUGGUGGACAGAUUGCUCAACUGCAGGGAGGUAAAGGAGGCGCCCAACAUCGUAACCCUCCAGGUGACCUCCUUCCCAUACGCGCUGCAGACACAGCACACCCUCAUUAGUCCCUACAAUGAGAUCCACUGGCCCGCCUCCUACAGCAAGGGAGUGGACUUAUAUCAUGAAAAU
Molecule: messenger RNA, 1260 nt
Organism: Galeopterus variegatus (Sunda flying lemur)
Lineage: Eukaryota; Metazoa; Chordata; Mammalia; Dermoptera; Cynocephalidae
Product: protein GREB1-like
Exons: 7
Biological process (GO): multicellular organism development
Source: RefSeq, a predicted model, not a curated record